GUAUACGGCGUAUAUCUACUAUGUAGUAUACUCUAUGGUAACACCCCUGUAUAUUACAUAUUAUAAUAAUUCUUUUAGUGGAUACCUUUAAUAUAAUUACACUUCAUUUCCUUACUGGCUUACUAGUUCUUAUAAUCUCUUAUAAUCUAAUACUCAAUAUCGAUAAAUUUAAAAAAAAACAAUGCCACUCAAGUGCUUUGUACCUGGUUGUGACACUGGCUUGUUGACUGAUCGCAAAAGGUUACAGAAUGAAGGAAAAAAAUAUCCUUCGAUAUUCCAUCCCCCUGAGGUAAUAGAUAAAUAAAUCAUCAUAUUAAAAACUAGAAGUGUCUAACUGUUACUUGUUAGUAUAACAACAAACCAAUUUUAUAUGUAGAUUGUAGAUGUUAACUAUUAAGUAUUUGUUAGUACAGUCUAUUGACUGUUGUAGUAUGUGUUUUCAAACGAAUAUUAAGUUUUAAAUACCUUACUGUUGAGGUAUUUUUUUUUUUUUUUUGAUUAUUUAAUAUUCUUUAUUUCAUUAGUAUUUGAAAGCCAAAAUUUAGGUUUUCAAAUGAGCCAAUCUUAAUAUGGUCUAGUUUUGUAGAACAUGGUUGAUAUUUGGAAUAGAAAAAUACCAAGAGCAGAUAAAACUUUAAGUAUUAAAGAUGGAGUAUGCCAACUUCAUUUUACACCUAGUGAUAUACAUACAACUAAAGUAUGUAUAGAUUCAGAUGGCAGUGAAAUUGUAUACCCACUCAUUAGACCCAAACUGAAAUUUGAAGCAGUCCCUUGCAUAUUUCCAAAUUUACCAUCAUAUUUAAGCUCAAAAAAUUUGAAAAAACGUAAACCCCCAGUUCAGAGAACAAUGACUUUUGUUAAAGAAAAAAGAAUUAAGUCAAGUUCUAACAAUUGUUCUAAAGAAUUGUUUCCAUCAUCUUAUGAAGAUACAUCUACUGAAAUAAAUAACUUUCUGACUGAACAAUCAUCUGAAACAAAAGAUAUAGUAACAUUUAAUAUUCAUCUAAAUGGAAAAAAUAUUAAAUUGCCUGGACCAAUGUGGGGGUUACAUACCGAUGGUUUCGAGGAAACUAUAUUUACACACAUCAAUGGAAUUCUCAAUGAUAAAUGUGUUAAAUUUAUUACUCCUACAACAGCUAAGGUGUUCAUAAGAGGUAAUGACAUAGGUUUUGAAACAAAUGUUGAUAGUUGUGAUGACGUGGACAAUUUGUUAACUAAAAUAGAAAAUAUGAAAUUAUGCCCCGGUUUCAUCUUAAAUAGUUCACAACAAUGGUCUCCCAGAUGUUUAUUAAGUAUCAAAGGGAAAGAAUCUAGAUGCACACAUUGUUCUUACAAAAAUAAAUAUUUAAGUAAAACAAAAUUUGUACCAGUGAAGUUAUCAAAACUAUAUAACAAAAAAGCACAACAAGCACGUAGACUUUCUAAAAGGGUUAAUAUUAUGAAAACUAAUAUCAUUAGUUUAAAAAAAAGUUUUUCAAAAUUAAAAGAAGAAAAAGUAAACUGCUUGAUUAAGGACCUUCCUGAAAAGCAGCAAGAAGCUAUUAAAAUGUGCUUUAAAGCAUGUUCAGCCCAAUCCGGCCAUGGUGUAAGAUAUACUACUAAUUGGGUGUACGAAUGUAUUUUGAUGAAAAUUAAAACUCCUGCUUUAUAUCAAAAGAUGUAUAGGGAAAAAAUAUUGCCUUUACCAUCAACUGUGACUUUACAACGGUACAUAAAAAAAUUAAAACCAGCUUAUGGAUUUCAUACUAGUACUUUCCAAAUGCUUGAAGAAAAAUCUAAAAAUAUCAAAAGUGCAGAGCGUCAUGGUUGCUUACUUCUAGAUGAGAUGUCACUUUCGCCUUCAGUGACAUUUAAUAAAUCUACUCUGAAUGUUGAUGGACUAGUUGACUUGGGUAAAUAUACUCCAGAACAACAAGAAAACGAAUUAGGCGAUCAUGCCUUAGUGUUCAUGUAUCAACCAUAUCAAGGACCAUGGAUUCAAGCAAUUGGAGCAUUUUUAAGUAAAGGUGCAGCUCCUAAUGAAGUUCUUCAAAAGCUUAUAGUUGAAGCAGUGAUACUGUUAGAAAAAUCAGGAUUUAAAGUACACAAUGUUGUUACUGAUGGAGGUCCUUGGAAUAGAGGCAUGUGGAACUCAUUUGGUAUAACAAAUACAAAUGUCAGUUGUCAACAUCCAAUGGAUUCUGAAAGAAGGUUAUGGUUUAUAUCCGACUUUCCACAUUUGAUUAAAACUAUGUGGACAAGAAUACUUAAAAAUAAAAUCCUGAAGACUCCUGAAGGUUACAUAAAAUUUGAGUAUUGGAAAUAUUUGGUUCAACACGAUGAACUAAAACAUAUUAAACUUUGUUACAAACUAACAAAAGAUCAUUUGUUCCCUCAACAUUUCCAAAAAAUGAAUGUUAAAAUGGCCAUGGUUAUAUGUGUAUUUGAAUUAGUUUUUCAGUAA
Aphis gossypii (cotton aphid) is the source of this 2443-nucleotide messenger RNA. RefSeq lists its product as uncharacterized. Bases 590 to 2443 code for a protein of 617 amino acids. The transcript is spliced from 7 exons. Lineage: Eukaryota; Metazoa; Arthropoda; Insecta; Hemiptera; Aphididae. The record is from RefSeq and is a predicted model, not a curated record.